Schistosoma curassoni is the source of this 1729-nucleotide messenger RNA. Lineage: Eukaryota; Metazoa; Platyhelminthes; Trematoda; Strigeidida; Schistosomatidae. The record is from the annotation of a GenBank genome assembly.
GUUAAGAAAUGAGGAAAUGCAAACUCGUCUGGCUAGCAUCAGAAAACUUACUACUAUUGCUCUUGCACUUGGUCCAGAGAGGACAAGAACAGAAUUGGUUCCAUUCCUAACCGAUACCAUAUAUGAUGAGGAUGAGGUACUUAGGGAAAUGGCCAAACAAUUGGCAGACUUUGUUCCAUUGGUUGGAGGACCUGAAUAUGUCCAUUGUCUUCUACCACCAUUGGAAGGACUUGCAUCUGCUGAAGAAACGGUUGUGCGGGAUAAAGCUGUGGAGACUUUGCGAACACUUGCACCUAGUUUCUCACCCAAGGAUUUGGAAACUCACUUUCUGCCACUGAUCAAGCGUUUGGCAACAGGUGACUGGUUUACUAGCCGUACUUCUGCUUGUGGACUGUUUAGCGUGAUUUAUCGACAGUCUUCUACUGCUGUCCGUGCAGAACUGCGUCGCGCCUUUAAGCAGCUUUGCACUGACGAUACUCCUAUGGUCAGGCGUGCAGCUGCUAACCGUCUCGGAGAACUAGCUCGUUGUUUGGAACUAGAUGCGUUACGUUCGGACCUGUUACCGCUAUUACCUCCUCUUUCCCAACAGGAUGAUCAGGACUCUGUACGAUUACUGGGUGUGAAUGCGUCAGUAGAUUUCGCUGAAGUUCUUCCUACUGAAGAUGUCUUGACACACAUCAUUCCUCUUAUAAGAGGAGCUGCAGAAGAUAAAUCUUGGCGAGUCCGUUAUCAAUUAGCUGAUCACAUUACUGAUCUACAGGCUGCAGUAAAACCCCAACUUGCUGGACAGCACUUGGUAGACGUUUACCAGAUCCUUCUCAAAGAUCCAGAAGGAGAAGUUCGCGCAGCGGCUGCAGGCAAACUGAAGAAGUUUGCUUCGUCUCUAGCCCCUGAUAUUCGUGAAUCCGUAAUUAUGAAAACAUUGUUACCUAUCAUUCGGGAAAUGGUCGGUGAAACUAAUUUACAGGUAAAAACGGCUCUGGCCGGUGUCAUGAUGGCUUUAGCUCCGCUGCUUGGCAAGGAGAAUACAUUAGAACAUCUUCUUCCAUUACUGUUGAUUCAAUUAAAGGACGAAAAUCCAGAUGUCCGUUUGAAUAUUAUAUCUAAUUUAGAGUGUGUAAAUCAAAUUAUGGGAAUUACCCAACUUAGUCAAAGUCUACUUCCUGCUAUUGUUGAAUUGGCCAGUGAUACAAAGUGGCGUGUUCGUCUAGCAAUAAUUGAGUAUAUGCCACUAUUAGCCAGUCAACUUGGUUUGCAAUGUUUUAACGAGCGACUCACAAAUUUAUGCUUGGGUUGGCUAGUAGACGAUGUAUACGCUGUACGUGAAGCAGCUGUAACAAAUUUACGAAAACUUAUGGAUCAAUUUGGAGUCGAUUGGGCCAGUUCUCAAAUCAUCCCUCGUCUCAUACAACUCUCUUACGAUCCCAACUAUCUUCGUCGAAUGAUUUGUUUGGCAUCCCUUCAUCAGCUAGGUGAAGCUCAGUCUUGUCGGUCGGAAUUACUGCAGAAACAUUUACUUCCUACUAUAGUUCAACUGGGUCAAGAUCCUGUGCCAAAUGUUCGUUUCAAAGUUGGUCAAAUUUUGGGCAAAAUUGGCCAUCUUCUGGAUGCAUCGACUAUACAGACAUUUGUUAAACCAACGUUAGAAAAACUGGGCUCUGAUACAGAUCCAGAUGUUGUUUAUUAUGCCAAAGAAUCCAGCGAAUUACUUCAUCUUUCAGGAAGAUGA